AUGUUGAGUGUCAAGCCAGCCGUUGCCGUGGAGGCUCAUUUACCAUUGUCCAAAGGCUGUCUGAGUGAGUCCAAUUGUCAGUCACGAUUCAGAUUCCUAACUGACACGAGCGAUUCAGGCGUGGAAUCAACAUACGCAUAUGACUAUAUCAUAUUUUACCGAUGGCUAUCACCAGAUUUAUACGAGAGAGGCCGAGUAAUGGCGCGUUUGGUCGCUGAAAUGAUCGAAAAGAAGAGCCGUCGCAUAUGGCUCGACCAACACCAAAUGACAAGAAGCACGGAAGCCGGGGAAGUGACCAAGAGGAUUUCCAACACAUUCUUAUCUGUGUCUCAAAUCAUUAUUCUCGCUGCCCCCGGCGACUGGGACAGGUUUACGAAUCCAGAUGACAUUCAUCGAUGGGAAUGGGAGAUGAGUCUCAGAAGUGACAAGCAAGUUUGGCUACUUCAAUAUGGAUUACCAGACAAUGGACAGGCAUUGUCCAGAGCCCAACUAGCAGAGGGAUUAGAAAAGUACUGUCCAAGACUGGCAGAACUCUUCAAAAGCAGGGAUGUACACAUACGGUCACUGACAAUGGACAGCAUCGACGUGGUACUGAAAGAGAUCGCCGAGGCCGCACACCAUCAUGCGAGCCUCGAUCAGCCAAUUACUUCUCAAACAGGAGCAAUGUCAAAAGAAAGCCAUGCCAUCCAAACUGCCUUCAGGGCGGGCAAAGAAUAUGUAGUCCCUUGGGGAAGCCAAGAAGAACAACGCAUUGAACAAGCAAUGCAAGACCUCGGCUCUUACCUCAGCGAUCUCGAUCACUCGCUCUCCUACGAGGGUACUGAUAAGAAAGUGGUAUGGCGUAAGUCCUGCUGGUUUGCUAGUCAGGGCAUUGGCCAUCCUUUCUUGGACUCUGAGACCGACAUUGCCAAAUUUGAUGGUGAUCUCAAAGAUGGCCUUACGGGCCUUCAAGCGUUGCAUGAUGCCAGAACUCGAGAAUCGGCACAUUGUCUGAAGUCCGCGCUCGACAGUGCUUUGGUGACGACUAGUAUGGCUGUUGGCAUUGACCCAAACUUGGUACAGCGAUGUACAGUUCGCUAUCGUGCUAUCAAGUACACGCCUCAUGCUGGUGCUCCUGGUGGCAUUGGCCUUCAUCCAGAUGGCAACCUCCUCUCUGCCCUCAUCACAAACGGGCCAGGACUUCGGGUCUAUGACCUCGAUGGAACCGUGCGCUUUCCUGGACACAGAGGCACGAUCAUGAUGGGUGGCUCAACGCUCUACCGCUGGGCCAAUGAGUUCAUUCCGACUUUUCACGAUGUUGAUAUCAGUGGGAAUGAAGUCAAAGUGUCCAUCGUGGCGUUCUUUAACUUUCCUGAUAUGGAGACGAUACCGAGGACUCUGAGAGCCGAAGGGGACAACUUCUUUCAUGACAUUCGAAGGAUCAAGGAAGAUGACAAACUUCCAAGUGGGGAGCUAUCGGCGCUAUGGGAUGUUAUCAUCAAGAACCACCAGCUGUCUCUACCUCCAGUUCUUGCAAGUGGAUGAGCUGAUUUCUACCAUGGUGGUCUAUCUAAGUUCGUCAUAAAGAAAUAUGUACAUGGAUAAUUCUUUCAUGUCGAGUUCGUGUUAAUUGAUAGACCCGCGACUAGAGUUCCAAUGAGGCCUCGAUUUAUCGACAGUUUUGAUGCUGUUCCAAGUCUUUGAUCCUAUCGUACCGAGCUUAAG
Molecule: messenger RNA, 1704 nt
Organism: Fusarium oxysporum Fo47
Lineage: Eukaryota; Fungi; Ascomycota; Sordariomycetes; Hypocreales; Nectriaceae
Exons: 4
Coding region: 1-1524 (507 amino acids)
Source: RefSeq, a predicted model, not a curated record